This is a messenger RNA of Trichoplusia ni (cabbage looper), 1693 nucleotides long. RefSeq names its product tetraspanin-1-like. The transcript has a single exon. Bases 638 to 1657 code for a protein of 339 amino acids. Gene Ontology annotation, cellular component: membrane. The record is from RefSeq and is a predicted model, not a curated record. Lineage: Eukaryota; Metazoa; Arthropoda; Insecta; Lepidoptera; Noctuidae.
GGUCAAAAAUACGACUAAGUUAACCGAAGAACAAAAUUAAAAGGACACUUUUUUUUAAACUGAUUAAAUAUACUUCCUAUUCUUCACUGAUGUAGGAUGUAGGUCCUAAAAAGAGUGCUAACGAUCUUAAUCUUAUUGUCUCUUAUUUAUAAAAACACAUAAAUAUUAAAUAAAUGUACAAUCUAGUGGUAUAUUUAAUUCUGUUCUUUUUAUUUCUAAGUUUUCAAAGCUUUAAAGUACGCAAUGGUCUUUCAUUCGCGGUAUUAUAUUUAAGGUUAAUGGCCUGUGUAAAACAUGAUGUGAUAGUGUUAUCUACGACUAAUAGGGUCACUGACAUCUGAAAUUUGAAUACGGUAAGACAGAAAAUGCAAGCGAUGAUCCCACGUAUCAUUCAUAUUAAAGUAAAGCAUAUCAAAGCAAACCCCAAAUAAAUUUAGGUUAGGGCAGACAAAAAGAGGAUUAUAACAUUAAAUAUGAUAUCUUCUUAAAGCUAAAACUUUUUCGUUAAAAAUAUGCUGGCCUGCAAGAUUUCUGGACAUAAGUCACAAACACAAACAGUAUCAAACGUCAGUUUUGGAAAUAACCUAUACAGAUUAAUUAUAAUUUAUUUUCAUAAAUAUUCAAACAUAUAGCAAACAUGCACACAAUUGGCUUGCCGCGAACGUGUUUGGGAUUUACGAAUAUACUGUUCUUUAUGUUCGGCUUUGUCGGAUUAAUAAUAUGCGUUUGGUGCGCCCUCAACACUGAAUUCUUCCGUGAUGUGAACUACACUAUAACGAAAAGUUCUCUAGUCGACGUAGUUGCUAAAUUCGUGAAUCUAAACUUGUGGCUCACGCCUUUAACGACGAUACUGAUACCGAUUGCUUUGCUUUCAAUGAUGACGUCAUGUUGUGGAGUGUUGGGAGCCGGGUGCAAAGUAAAAUGCGCGGUAAAAACCUACAUAUUCCUCGUCUCCAUGCUCUCUCUCAUCGCCUUCUGGAUAUUCUUCAUAUCAGGCGUGUACAACAUCUACACGAAGAACGAGAGUACGAAGCGAUCCUUACAGAUAUCCAUAAGGCAGUACUAUGGGAAAGAAAACGAUUUCAUCACUUACAUUUGGGACUACAUAAUGGUCAAACACGAAUGCUGUGGUGCGGUGAAUUAUAAAGACUUUGCUAAAAGCCCGUGGCUCAAAACAAAUCCGAACAAAAUAUAUCCUGUCCAGUGUUGUAAAUUGGCUAACGUGAGUGCCCUCAUCCCGGUCUCAAAAGACUGCGGAACGAAUCUAGACCCAGAGAUUCUGUCAAAUAAAGAUGUCGGAUGUUUCGGUGCUCUACGAAUAGCGAUCGUCAACAAUAAAGGGAAAAUUAUAUUCUACAUUAUAUUGAUAGCAUUUUUGUAUUCAACGUUGACGCUUUUCGCUUACUGCAUUAUUAGAGGAGAGCCGUUGCUAGGGGCAAUGGCGGGCAGAUUCACAGAACUGUUGCCUUCCAAAGCUCGCGACGAUGGGAACAAGGUUAUACCGUCAAAUGUGUCUUUGGGGAACAUGGUGUAUGUGGAGGAACAGCCCAAGAAAGUGGUCAAAGUGGUGUCGUCUGCGAACCCAUUCCAAUCUUACAAGUACACUCCAAGCGCGUAUAACAACAGCGAGGAUUAUCGCCAUACUAUGAGAAAAUAAAUAUAGUCAUUAAAUUAUUUUUAUAGUUAUAUUUAA